AUGUCUCACCACAGCAACGACAGCCAAGUGACCCUCGUCAACAAGGACGCAAAUCAAGAGCCACCCAGCCAAUCGAAGGCGCCGAAAAAGAAGUCGCUAUACCAGCGCUUGACCGGCUCCCGGUCCGGCGAGAUCUCGGAGGAGGAUAUGCUGAAGUACACGGGGAAGAGCAAGGAGGAGUUGAAGGAGUGGGCCAAGGAUCGGCCUGAUGUUGGAAAGAACCAGGAGGCGGGGAGGGUGGACCACUUGCGCAUGUUCCAACAACAGUCCAAGUUCUCAACUCCCAUUCUUCACACCAGCUUCCGCACCAUCUACGCUCUUUCGUUUCAUCAAGCUUGCUUUGCGACAUUGACCAUGGGCUCAAACGCGCCUAAGAACCUGGCCCUGAGGCUCCCGGCCUUUGGCACACCGUUGGAAAAGAUCGAACUUCCCAUUCCCGAAGCGACCACCGGCACCGUCGUCACUCGCGUUCUGGCUGCGCCAGUCGUUCCCUACACGCAUCUCGCCCACGACGGGAAACUCCCACAAUUGAACCUAGAACCACCCUUGAUCCCAAACUCAGCCGGUAUCGGGCGCGUGCACGCAGUCGGCCCCGAUGCAGUGCGACUCAAGCCCGGCGAUCUUGUAUACGUCAAAGCCCAGGUCCAGGCCAGAGAUGACCCUAACACCAAGAUCGUCAUCGGGCACAUCGGGGGUAGUGGGCCUCGGGCGAAGAAGCUGAUGCAGGGCGAAUGGAAAGACGGCGCUUUCCAACAAUACCAGAAGGUGCCGCUGGAGAACUGCUAUCUCCUCAAUGAGAAUCGGCUGUGUAGAGAGUUGGGGUAUGAUGCAGCUGUGCUCCAGUCUCUCACGAUGUACGCUAUCUCGGCUGGCGCAAUCAUCGAGGCGGCGAACCUCAAGCCCGCAGAAACCAUUGUGAUAGGCCCAUCUGGAGGUACUUUUGGUGGACUGGCCGUUGAAAUUGCUCUUGCUCUUGGUGCGAAUGUUAUUGCUCUCGGCAGGAAUAACGAGAAGCUUGCGGCAAUGCAGAAGACGAUCAACCAUCCGAGGCUGCAGUACGUUGUCAUGAGCGGCGAUGAUGAGGUUGAUCGGAAGGCAGUCAUUGAAAAGACGCCAGACGCGGCCGGGGCGGAGGUCUACAAUGACUGGACCCCAGGUGAGUUACCUGGUCCGCUGUACCUCUCCGCUGCAUCAAGUGUACUCAAGUGUGAGGGCCGUAUCGUUCUGAGCGGUGGCACCAUGGGUGGCCUUGGGGGCAUCAACUACGCAGAGGCUGUCUACAAGGACCUGCAGAUUCUUGCGAAGUGGGUGUGUCAUCGCAAGACACUGGAACAGCUCAUCAACAUGAUUACACAGGGGCAGCUCAAGAUUGGCGCUGAGAGUGGCACGAUCACGAAGAGCUUUACGUUGGAUGAGGUUGAGGAGGCAAAGGAAUAUGCGAAGAGAUACGGUGGCUGGAGGCAUUACGCAGUCAUGAGCCCUUAG
Molecule: messenger RNA, 1485 nt
Organism: Colletotrichum siamense
Lineage: Eukaryota; Fungi; Ascomycota; Sordariomycetes; Glomerellales; Glomerellaceae
Gene: adh-2
Product: NAD-dependent alcohol dehydrogenase
Exons: 2
Coding region: 1-1485 (494 amino acids)
Cellular component (GO): mitochondrion
Molecular function (GO): oxidoreductase activity
Source: RefSeq, a predicted model, not a curated record